This is a messenger RNA of Didymella exigua CBS 183.55, 2089 nucleotides long. Its product is annotated as poly A polymerase C-terminal region-like protein. The record is from RefSeq and is a predicted model, not a curated record. Gene Ontology annotation, molecular function: RNA binding; ATP:3'-cytidine-cytidine-tRNA adenylyltransferase activity. The transcript has 3 exons. NCBI's taxonomy places the organism in Eukaryota, Fungi, Ascomycota, Dothideomycetes, Pleosporales, Didymellaceae. Gene Ontology annotation, biological process: tRNA 3'-terminal CCA addition. The coding region runs from base 378 to 2033 and encodes 551 amino acids.
CACCAACCCACCACCACCCCAGAAUACCCCUCCGGUUCCUGCGCUUUGCCUUUACUGUCGCUCCCUAAUUGCAUUUCAAAAGCCUAGCGAUGCUCGGAGAGCAGUAAGCAUUUGCAAGAGAUAGCGUUGGACCCACAUGCAUGUCUUUGAGUCGAGCCUGCCGUUUGUGUUCACCACGGACAUUUUCUUUACGUGACUUUGCUUCACCGACCACUCGACUUACCACCGUGACUCAACGGAUCUCGUCAGUCACCACUGGCCUGCAGCGCAUGUCAACUACCGCAUCGCCGCCCCACCUGCAAGAGCGGAGCGCAAAAAGACGAAAGAUAGCAAGAUCGUCACCAAGCUCACCGAGACUGAUACACCCUUACGGCACAAUGGCACCAGAAACGUCACCCAGACCUGGAGUCCAACUCGAAUUGACCGAGGUCGAGACCAAGCUCCGGAAACUGUUGUUGGAUGUAGCUUCCUACAUUGACGAGCAGCCUGCUUCAAAAACAACAGCAGUGGAGGUGCCAAAGCAGCUUGCAGAUGAGAAGAUUGUAUUACGCUGGACGGGAGGUUGGGUGCGCGACAAGCUCCUGCGAGUGGGAAGUCACGAUAUCGAUGUAGCUAUCAACAAGAUGACCGGCGAACACUUUGGCCUCAAGCUGCAAGAGUACCUGGAGAUUCCCGGGAAUGCUGAGAAGCACGGCUUGCUCGAGAAGAGCGAAAAGACAGACAAGCUGAGCAGCAAAGACAAGGCGAAGAGAGUGGCGCCCGGCCUUCACAAGAUCGAGGCCAACCCCGAGAAGUCCAAGAACCUGGAGACAGCAACAACCAACAUUAUGGGCAUCGACUUGGACCUCGUCAACCUCCGGAAAGAGACCUACAAUGAGAUCUCUCGCAACCCGCAGAUGGAGUUCGGCACUGCUGAAGAGGAUGCCGUACGUCGAGAUGCUACAGUCAACGCCAUGUUCUUCAACUUGCACACCUGUCAGGUAGAGGACUUCACAGGACAAGGCUUUGACGACAUGGCUGCAAAGAUCAUCAGAACUCCGCUAGAGCCCGUUCAGACAUUCAAGGACGAUCCACUCCGGGUACUGCGCUUGAUCCGCUUUGCCAGCCGGCUGGACUACACAAUCGAGCCAGAGACGGAGAAGGCCAUGGCAGAUCCGGAGAUCCAAGACGUGCUCAAAAUCAAGAUCAGUCGAGAACGCGUCGGCAUUGAAUUGGAGAAGAUGCUCAAGGGCCCCCGACCACGUAUGGCGCUUGAGCUUAUCAACCGGUUCGGCCUCUACAGGACCGUCUUCACGGAUCCCACAAGAGCACUUCCAGCCGACCCCGAUACAAGUCUGUUCCAGCCAGCUUUCGAAUUCGUCGACUCGGUCAUCCAGGGUAGCGCGAAAUACUCGGUCAUUGCGGAUCACCUUCUUCGCAGUGCGGAUGAGCAGUAUCUCGGCUGGAUCUGUGCAACCAUGAUGCCGUGGGCUGACGCACCUACUGUCCCGCACCAGAAGCCUCUGCAACGGCCUUACUUCUCGGCCUAUCUUGUUGCUCGUGAAGGCUGGAAAGCUCCCAAUAAAGUCUGCGAUGUCGUUGCCGCUUCGCUGAGCAACAGCGAGGAGAUCCGCAGUCUAGUAGCACAAUGUGCAAGAGGCCUCCAGCGACCGGACACUAUCAACCCUACAAGUGAUGCGACUGCUCGAGACACACUCGGCAUGGCCAUUCGCCGGUGGGGUUCGACAUGGAGAACGCAGGUCCUGUUCAACUUGACCUACGAGGUUGUGCUUGGCAACACCUCGCAAGAGCAACUGCUCCACUCUUACUCCUCGUUCCUCUCUCACCUCGCCAAGCUCGAGAUUCUCGACGCUGACACCUUCAAACCCCUCCUCAAGGGCACCGACCUCGCAAAAGCCCUCUCCAUCAAGCCAGGCCCUUGGAUGAAGGACGCUCUCGACGUAGUCAUGGCGUGGCAACUCCGCAACCCUUCUGCGACCGACCCCACAGAAGCCAUCGUGGCCGUCAAGAAGGCCAGAGAGAGUGACAACUAAGUCGACGAAUACACUCGAAGCUUCGAAGGAGCCUGCUCCGUGGAAGGAUCCCCACA